This is a messenger RNA of Owenia fusiformis, 886 nucleotides long. The record is from the annotation of a GenBank genome assembly. NCBI's taxonomy places the organism in Eukaryota, Metazoa, Annelida, Polychaeta, Sabellida, Oweniidae.
AACUGACUUUGGUUUUCUUGAUCGGCGCUGGUUGUUUUAUAGAUAAAUCAAGCGGUUUUGAUUGUAUCACAAUGUCCAUAUUCGGUGAAUCAGGUCUCAGGAUUUCAGGAGAUGACUGUGCUAUAUCUUCCUGCACGUUUUCAGCUACUGAUGGUACUCUUGACGGCUGUUUUGUGGCAGGAGUUGACGAUGCAUUGUCCAAUUUAGAUGAUUCAGUAUCUGAUCUAGGGGAUCACACAGGUGAAGUGUUGCGUGACUCCACCUGCUCCCCUUUCUUUUCAGUAUCAGUGUCCGAGUCAGUGUCCCAGUCAGAUGAUAAUGACUCUCUUAGUUUCCUCUUGUAGGUCGUUGAACUUUUGGCUCGGAUGGCCGUAAUUCUACCUCUGAGUUCACCUAAACUCAUCUGAUCAUGUUCGUAGAUUUCUGUUUCUUGAUCAGAGUCCAAUAAUGGGGAGGGUGCUAUUUGUCCAAGGGGACACAGAGGAGAAAUUCUGGGACACUGAUGUUGUGGAGCCAGAGAUAUGAGGUGGACUGGUCAUAGCCAUCAAUGGUUUUGGCAUCUUUUUCAGAGUUACCAAAGGUGAUUGGAUUUCAUUUGGAAAUGUUUUCUCCUUUUCAGCAUGAUUGUGCUCAUGUCAGUCCAUCCGUUGGCGUGUCUUUGUGGUGCAUACUUUCAGCAUAAAUCUGCAGUACUUGAACUGACAAUACACAUAUUGGUGUUGAUUCAUGUCAUGUUCCUCAAGUUCCUCCUUUGUUGGAAAUUCUGCCUCACAAACGAGACCUUUUGUUCUGUAUUUGGCGCAGACCACCAUCCUGAAAAGAAGCAAAACAAGCAAUGUGUUAAAAAUUUGGCGAUUAUUCUAAAUCAUAAUCUUUUAACCACUUG